GGAGAACCAACCGAAAGCAGACAUCUUUGUUCAGUUUCAUAUUUUAUCAAUAGGUGGCAUUCAAGUAGUGAAUAGUGAUCAAGGCCAGACGACCUGCUUGUCAGGUGUUCUAAUGACCAACUGAUCAAUGGACCGACGUCCGUAUGGUGUCUGCUGAAAUAGUUAUGGAAGAGCGAGUAGAGCAGAAGAAGAUCGAGUGUAUCGGCAAAAUGACGCAGAUGACCCAGGAAGAGAUCAUGGCGAACACCAAGACGGUCGUUCAGGGUCUGGAAGCUCUGAAGAACGAACAUAACUCCAUCUUGAACGGCCUGACUUCAAGCCUCGAGCUGACGGUGUCGAAUGUCAACAGCGGCGACUGCAGCGUCGUGGAGGAGAAGAAGGGCCUCGUCCAGAAAUCGCUGGACAUGAUCGACCUCGGCCUGGGAGAGGCUCAGGUGAUGAUGGCCCUAGCAUCACACCUGCAGAUCGUUGAAGCCGAGAAACAAAAGCUGAGGACACAAGUUCGCCGCUUAUGCCAGGAGAAUGCCUGGCUGCGGGAUGAGCUGGCUAACACGCAGCAGAAGUUGCAGGCGUCUGAACAGGCUGUCGCCCAGUUGGAGGAAGACAAGAAACAUUUCGAGUUCAUGGCAUCAAUGCGCAAAUAUGACCAGGAUAUUACGGGAGACGAUUCCUCAACGGAAACUAAGCAAGAUAAACCAAAGCAGGAUGAUCCUGUAGUAGACCUGUUUCCAGAUGAUGAUACAGAAGAAAGAUCAACAAUGUCUCCGACACCUCCAAGUCAAUUUGCCCAGCAAGUGAAUGCCGGGUACGAGAUUCCUGCCCGACUUCGAACUCUCCAUAACUUAGUCAUCCAGUACGCGUCUCAGGGGAGGUACGAAGUGGCCGUGCCACUUUGCAAGCAAGCACUCGAGGAUCUAGAAAAGACGAGCGGUCAUGACCACCCUGAUGUUGCAACUAUGCUGAACAUCCUGGCUUUGGUAUACAGGGUCCAGAACAAAUAUAAAGAAGCAGCAAAUUUGCUAAAUGAUGCUCUGGCCAUUCGAGAGAAGACACUGGGAGAAAAUCACCCAGCAGUGGCUGCUACCCUCAACAACCUUGCCGUUCUGUACGGCAAACGAGGAAAGUACAAGGAGGCAGAGCCACUUUGCAAGCGUGCUCUGGAGAUUCGAGAGAAGGUCCUAGGGAAGGACCAUCCUGACGUAGCCAAACAGCUUAACAACCUUGCACUCCUCUGCCAGAACCAGGGAAAAUACGAGGAAGUCGAAAGGUACUACCAGCGGGCCUUGGAAAUAUACGAGUCAAAACUGGGACCCGAUGAUCCCAAUGUAGCCAAGACGAAGAACAACUUGGCAUCGUGUUACUUGAAACAGGGCAAGUACAAGGAGGCUGAGAUCCUGUAUAAACAGGUGCUGACACGCGCACAUGAGCGAGAGUUUGGCACCAUUGACGGAGACAACAAGCCAAUCUGGCAGGUGGCAGAGGAACGUGAGGAAAACAAACACCGCAACAAGGAGAACGUUCCAUAUGGUGAAUACGGUGGCUGGCACAAGGCAGCCAAGGUUGACUCCCCCACUGUAACCACGACUCUGAAGAAUCUAGGAGCUCUGUAUCGUCGCCAAGGAAAGUACGAAGCGGCCGAUACGCUUGAAGACUGUGCCCUUCGGUCUAGGAAGGAGGCACUGGAAAUUGUGAAACAAGCAAAGGGAACACCGAUCCUGGGCGGAGAAGGUGGUGACAAGAGGCGUAGUUCAACUGGGAAGGAGCGGACCAGCAGGAGGGGAUCACGGGAGUCACUGGAUUCGAUGCAGUACGAAGGCGAGGAGUACGGCAAACUCAGGCGCAGCGCUUCGUUCUCGAAGCUGCGGGCUUCAAUAAGACGGUCGAGUGCCAAGCUGAUUCAGAAACUGACAAACCGGGGUGACGGGCAGCCAGAAGACCCCAGUCAUAUGAUACACAACUUUAGUAACAGCAUGAAGCGCGCAAGUUCACUGUCCGUUCUUAGUAGCCAAAACUUGGAACAGCAUGGGAGUGGCGGCGGAUCAUACCUCAUGAGUUUUCACGGUCGUACAGCAAGCACAGAGCAUUUGGGGGUUAAAGACACAAGGUAGGAUGAGAUCCACUUUCAAGAGGAGAUCCUUAAGCCUGCCUACACGUGGUGCCAAUACGACACACACAGUCUUGCUGCAGAAGAUUCAAAGCUCUGUGUAAGAAUCGUCGCCAGCUGACCCAAGAAAAGUAUCGGAGGAAAGUCUGUUAUUUAUACUAUGGUGUCUGUAUACAACAGCAAGCAGCAUUGUUACAUAAUAAUUCUACGUAGCCUCAUUAUGACUGAAGAAGUGCUGGAAAUUCAAAGUAGAAGCUUAAUUUUAUUUAGCAGUGGUGUUAUCAUAUUCCUGUAUCAGCUUGCAGAUAAAUGAAAGUUGAAAGGUUCUCAAGAAAUUGUAUGUGUAUGAAUUUAAUUUUUCGGUAUAAAUGAUAUGAGAAAGAAGAGAUUGUGGCACGAGAAGGUAAAUAACGCGGACUGAGUAUGAGGAAAUCAGGUCAAAGCAUUUAAUUUUUAUUCCAGUUGAGGGUUGUAUCUUCAAAUACUUUCUCAAGUCGACUGCUCUUCUUUCCCAUUCUGGUUACUGUAUGAAGUCUUUCUUUAUAUUAUACUGCAAUUUUCUUGUGAAUUAUGAAUGGCAUUGGCUAUGAUGUUAAUGUACUUUUAGGUGGACCUUCAAAUCCAUCUUGUCUAUCAUGCGCUGGAAGUACUAUGUCACCAGAAGUAUUUCACUGUGUUUUCUGUAGUAAUUGUUUGCCAUGUUCUGAUAAACAUGUAAUAUGAGCGUACUUUCCAGUAUAUCACUUCGGCAUAGUGCAAGAGGUGAAGCAGUGUCAUCGUAUAUCUGUAUUCCAAAUUUCUUGUUCAGUUUUUAUGAAACUUUGGAUUGUGUGAAAUUCAAUUAAUAUACCUCCUGUACAGUCAGUGCUAAAGAAUAUGAAAACUUCAUAAUAUUAAAAUGCAUUGUUAUCAAUGUUUGACUAUUAUUAUGUGACAAUAUAAUUGAUGAAAGAACGCGUUCGCUUGCAGAACUACUGCUCACGUUUGUUGAGGCUAGGAUCUCCUUUUUGGAACAUAAAAUACAGCGUUCUCUAUGCCACCCCACUUGUUAGAGUGAUGAGAAAGUUUACCCGUUCAGUUUUUGUGCACCCACUCUACUGGGCUGUAACUGUUCACUGCAAUCUCAAGUGAAACUAGCUUAAUUUAUUCAGUUACACAGACCAAAGCCACUUUAUUUCUUCACUGAAAAACAAAAGCUUCAUUUUAUUAGUAAACUGCCGUAGAAGCCAUCAGAUUUAUACAUAAUUAGUAUCUGGAUAUUCCAUAUUUCUUGCACAGAGGUGUCUGUGGAAACAGAAAUCUGUUUAUUACUCUUUUGUUUUCAGUGAAAGUCUUCAGUUUGGGAUUUUCCUUGGAGUAACGGCAAAAGGUUAAGAGUGAUCGUCAUACCAUUUAUAGAAGUCACAGAGAAAAGUAUUGACCUGAAAUGGAGGCCUCAUUUACUGUGUAUGUUUCACAUAAGUAGGUUAUUUGUUUCCUCAACAUUCCAGACAAUCAGUUUUAAUUACUUCAGGCAUAAUUUUCAAACUUUAUAUGAUGCAAUGUUGUGUUAACGGUUUGUACCAGCAAAACUUCCCGUGUUGCUCCAAACAGUUUAUGAGAACAUGGUGUCUAACCAGCUUGCUUCCACCAUCUUGUAUUAAUAAAGUUUUUUUAUUUCUUAUUUUAGGCAGCUUUUUGUAUAUUAUAUUAUUUUUUUAAGUUUCUUCCAUUACUGUGGAGAGUUUUUGUACUUUAACAUCAUAGGUUUAUUCAUUGUUCCUGUGUGCUCUGAUCCAACCAAAGUAUCACAAGAAAUGUUGUGUAUUUAAUACAGAAUGCAGAACUUCGGUGUUGUUAUAUUAUUUGGAAAGGAAUAUUAUAGAUUGUCGGAACUCUCAGUUCCCAAUAUUUUGUGUCAUAUUGGGAUAGUGGAUGAGAUAAAUUAUGAAUAUGCUCUUGCAUAUGAAUGAGGGCCUUUCUUCCUGUAAAGAGAGGUGAGCAAAGAAUCAUGGGUAUUUAUUACUCAUAUUCUGUAGUCGAUUGAAAGUUGGGGGGUGGGACUUUAAGCUUGAAUUUAUUCUUCAUACUAUCAACAUUUAUACACUUAAGUUUUAUGUACUUAAUUAUACUGUUUCAACAUAUCAAAUGAAUGCACACAUAAUUUACAUUCCAAGACAAACCUUUAUUUCUGUAUAAAAUGGACUGAGAACUCACGACUGCUUUAGUAACUGACAAACAUGGCACAUUCUUUCUUUUUUAAAACAGAAUUUUGAGAUUUGUUUAUUCUUAUGACAGUGAAGAUUUUUAAGGUUGGUCUUCUGGGUAGUAAUACCAUGUGAACUUAUUUGUAGAAACAUAUGUUUCAACCCUGAAGAUGGAAACAUUAUGUUUCUCCAGAAUGUUGGUAUUUACAUACCAGUCCGCAUGGCAUUACUACCCAGAAGACUAGUAAUGACAAAACUUAAUGAUAUUCACAUUUUAUUUUAAUGUGAUUUAUAUUUAGAGUUUGUCAUAACUGAAGUAAGAAAUUUUGUUAUCGUGCCUUAAUUUCAGACACUGAAUUAAAAGGUCUCGAAAUUUAAUCUCGAAGAUACAGAACUUCCCGUCAUCUUGGGUUAAGGGACUGGACUGUUGCUGUAAAGAUUAUGAGUUGUGUCCUAAGUGACGUGUGCAAAGAUUCUGUAUACCAUCACUUCUGCCAGAACUUAAAACUCUGCUGGUCAACAUUGUUACUGUUAUAUACUUUGAAAAUAGAUACACAGAUUGCUAAGAAAUUGUCAUACAGUGGCUAAGAACCAUCAAGAAUUGAGGAAAAUUGUACUGGAAGCCAAGGUCCACAGCAGACUAGUGCUUGAGGAGAAGAAGAAGAAUAUAUAUAUAUAUAUAUACUUUGAGCAUUGUUGCCCUGGGGAGCAACAGUUGAGGGGAGUCUUGAAUAAUAAAAUAAAUGUGAUUGGACUAUCACAGGCUAUGUAUUACACGUAGUUUGUUAUCUUUAAAUUUGUGUCUUUCAGAAUGUUACAAAGUGGAAUUAGAAAAGCCGUGUAUUUUUCUCAGAAUCUUGCUCCCAGGUCUUUACAUAUUCAUUCCAUUUUAAUCUGUGUAUAACUUAAAAAAUAUGUAUUAAGUACACAAUAUGGAAGACGUGGAGAAUGCAUGUGGUAGCUAUUGAUAAUGAGACUUCAGAUUGUAUUUCACUUAACAUAUUUAUAAUUUUGUUAAUAUAAAGUGUUUGAGUAUUUAUAUUUUCAGAAGUAUUCUGAUCAUGAAGAUGUUAUAAUUGCAUGUUAAAAACAGAGAAAUGGAAAUUCUGAAAUUAUGUGAAGGAAAUUUGUAUUGUGUGUUUGUUUACCCGUUGCUCUUAAUUAUAGCAAAAUAUUAGACAAAUUCUGUUGUAGCACAGAUACUGUCUUUUUUAAAAGACAGGUUAAGGUGGAUGUAUCACUUUGUAGGUAUAAUUUUCUUAAUGUUUCAUGAAAACUACUCAGAAGUCCUCAGUUGUGAUUGUGCAUGCAUGUAUGUGUGCGCACACGUGUGCGCCCCCACAUGUAUAUACAAUGUUUGAAUGGAAUGACGGUAUAUAUAGAUAGUACUCCUACAGAUUUUGGUGUUCACUGAAUUCUUUUUAAUUUGGUAAUGUUUACAGAAUAUCCCUUUUUUGGUAUGAUUAUUGUUGUUAAAUGUUUUUUCAGUGUUCACCGCAUUCUAAAUUCAGUGAAUGAACUUUAUUAUGUGUACAUGAACUGGCAUGUUUUAUUUCCCUUGAUGUUUCAGGUAAAGUACACUUAUGGCAGCUGGGCUUAUUGGAGAAAAAAGAGACUACAUUUAAUGUUAUUUUACUACACAACAGCAUUUUUGCUGGAACACAGUGAAGGAACUUACUUUGUUUUGAGAGCAGACUACAUUUUCCAUUGUAUUUUAUUUUGAAAGAUGGUAAGUGGGUUAUUGUGGUUCUUUUGCCAACUGUCUUAAUAACUUUUUCAUUAGGAAUGUUAUUGCAUAUAACUUAAAAUGUAGGUAAUUGCAUUCCGUUUAAUAUUAUGAGCAUAAGAAAGAAUAGUAUUCUGCUACGGUUAAUUCUAGAGGAAACAUGUAGGUACCUAUUAUCUAUAUAGACCAAACAUUAUUAUUGCUGUUCAAAACAAAAAUUUCCUUCUGUAACUUAAAACUGUUUCAAAAUAACGCAACGAAGAGGCUUGCUUUUCUGUCCUGUUGCACAAAGUGUUAGACUUGUGAAAACUCAGAACAGACAGAGCAGUGAAUGGUUUCUGAAGUGAUUGCCAGCUGAAAGCUUUACAGUAGUGCUGAUGUUAAUUCUUUUUCUUUUCUUUUUUUUAAGUAUAAGUAUUGUAUAUAAAUAGAAUAAAUGGUUUUUCUUUCAUAUUAAUUUAUUGAUGAGUGUGCAGUGUUCCCAAAUAUAUGCUCACAAUGAGGUGCAUGCCACUGUAAGCUAUAGUACCCUGUUGCUUUCUACAUGUAUGGAAAUAUUGUGCUUCAAACUAGCUUUACACAAGACUAAUAAAACUGAAUAAAAUAAGUUUCAAUUCAUACCAAUUAAA
Zootermopsis nevadensis is the source of this 6645-nucleotide messenger RNA. The record is from RefSeq and is a predicted model, not a curated record. NCBI's taxonomy places the organism in Eukaryota, Metazoa, Arthropoda, Insecta, Blattodea, Termopsidae.